GGGAGCGAGAGAAGCGAAAUGACAUUUCCUCUUUAAAUAGCUGGAGCCGGGGCCCCGUGGAGAAAUGGCCGCGUCGGCAGAUUUAAGUAAGUCUUCCCCAACACCGAAUGGGAUUCCAUCUUCAGACACAGCCAACGAUGCCAUGGACCCCUUGCAUGCGUGCAGUAUUCUUAAGCAACUCAAAACAAUGUACGAUGAAGGACAGUUGACAGACAUUGUAGUGGAAGUGGAUCACGGGAAAACAUUUUCCUGUCAUAGAAACGUUCUUGCUGCAAUCAGCCCUUACUUCAGAUCCAUGUUCACUAGCGGCCUUACAGAAAGUACUCAAAAAGAAGUUCGAAUAGUUGGUGUUGAAGCUGAAUCAAUGGAUUUAGUGUUGAACUAUGCCUACACCUCCAGAGUGGUUCUGACAGAGGCCAAUGUUCAAGCCUUGUUCACUGCAGCUAGCAUCUUCCAGAUUCCUUCCAUCCAAGACCAAUGUGCUAAGUACAUGAUCAGUCAUUUAGACCCACAGAAUUCUAUUGGGGUCUUCAUCUUUGCUGAUCAUUAUGGUCAUCAGGAACUCGGAGAUCGAUCAAAAGAAUACAUUCGUAAAAAGUUCCUGUGUGUCACCAAAGAACAAGAGUUUCUCCAGUUGACAAAAGAUCAACUGAUAAGUAUCCUAGACAGUGAUGAUUUAAAUGUAGCCCGAGAAGAGCAUGUUUAUGAAAGCAUCGUAAGGUGGUUUGAACAUGAACAGAAUGAAAGAGAAGCGCAUCUUCCAGAAAUUUUUGCCAAAUGCAUACGUUUUCCUCUGAUGGAAGAUGCCUUUAUAGAGAAAAUUCCACCUCAGUUUGCACAGGCUAUAGCCAAAAGCUAUGUAGAAAAGGGCCCAUCCAAUACCAAUGGCUGCACACAGAGACUUGGAAUGACUGCAUCUGAAAUGAUCAUAUGUUUUGAUGCUGCCCACAAACACUCAGGAAAGAAGCAAACAGUGCCUUGUCUAGAUAUAGUCACAGGAAGAGUGUUUAAGCUAUGCAAACCACCAAAUGAUCUAAGAGAAGUUGGGAUUCUUGUAUCACCAGAUAAUGACAUUUACAUUGCAGGAGGGUACCGGCCCAGCAGCAGCGAGGUCUCCAUCGACCAUAAGGCAGAAAAUGAUUUCUGGAUGUAUGACCAUUCCACCAAUAGGUGGCUUUCCAAACCCCCCUUGCUGCGAGCCAGAAUAGGCUGCAAACUGGUGUAUUGCUGUGGUAAGAUGUAUGCAAUUGGAGGUCGUGUUUAUGAAGGUGAUGGGAGAAACUCACUGAAAUCCGUGGAGUGCUAUGACAGCAGAGAGAAUUGCUGGACCAGCGUUUGUGCAAUGCCUGUUGCAAUGGAGUUUCAUAACGCUGUGGAGUACAAAGAGAAGAUCUAUGUUUUACAGGGAGAAUUCUUCCUCUUCUAUGAGCCUCAAAAAGACUACUGGGGUUUUUUAACCCCCAUGACUGUGCCUAGAAUCCAGGGCUUAGCAGCUGUAUACAAGGACUCUAUCUACUACAUAGCUGGAACCUGUGGAAAUCAUCAACGUAUGUUUACUGUAGAAGCCUAUGAUAUUGAGCUAAAUAAAUGGACUCGGAAGAAGGACUUUCCAUGUGAUGAGUCCAUAAAUCCGUACCUUAAACUGGUACUUUUCCAGAAUAAACUGCAUUUAUUUGUUCGAGCUACUCAAGUGACCGUUGAAGAACAUGUCUUCAGAACCAGCAGGAAAAAUUCCCUUUACCAAUAUGAUGACAUCACUGACCAAUGGAUGAAAGUAUACGAGACCCCAGACAGGCUCUGGGACCUUGGCCGGCAUUUUGAAUGUGCUGUUGCUAAACUCUAUCCUCAGUGUCUUCAGAAAGUACUUUAAUGAGUAGCAGGCCUUAGUGAGCUCACUGGCAUCUUGUGCUUGGGGAAACUUAAGUCUUUCAUGAUCCAAGAAGUGCUGUCAGUAUUUAAGAAGCUGAGAGAGUUUGUACAUGGCAAUGGGUGCUCUUAAAGAUUACGGUGUAGGGAGUGAUUUCUUUUCAUCCUUGUGAUGUUUUCAUUUCAUUAAGCAAAAGGUAACAAAGUGCAAUUAUCAGCCUUUUUUUUUUUUCUGGUAUAAAAGUAAUCAUUUUCAUUCUAGAAUUUUGUGAUAAUUCAUCACUGAGAUACCAGAUGAAUCAACAACUAUGCACUCUUAUAAGAGCAGUUAGGGUAUUAUGGUUAGAGACAUCCAAACUAGUCUGAUGUGACUUUUUAUUUUAAAUACGGGUAAAAAUUUGAGGCAAUAUCACUAGGCCUUUAGCUGUGACCUCUCCAACACAGAGAAGCACUAACUUAGAUCCU
Molecule: messenger RNA, 2331 nt
Organism: Neomonachus schauinslandi (Hawaiian monk seal)
Lineage: Eukaryota; Metazoa; Chordata; Mammalia; Carnivora; Phocidae
Gene: KBTBD8
Product: kelch repeat and BTB domain containing 8
Exons: 4
Coding region: 65-1870 (601 amino acids)
Biological process (GO): neural crest cell development
Molecular function (GO): protein binding
Source: RefSeq, a predicted model, not a curated record